This is a messenger RNA of Drosophila santomea, 1542 nucleotides long. RefSeq lists its product as uncharacterized. Lineage: Eukaryota; Metazoa; Arthropoda; Insecta; Diptera; Drosophilidae. Bases 436 to 1542 code for a protein of 368 amino acids. The transcript has 8 exons. The record is from RefSeq and is a predicted model, not a curated record.
AUAGCAGCAAAAUCCGAAAGCUGCGUUCGUGGUUAAAACCAAAACAAAAAAGAACAACAAUACCAAAUAUAUGAAAAUAUCAUACCAGUAAAGAGACGAAAUUCUCACCGCAACUUGCCGGUAAAAAGUGCGAAUAAGAAAAUUGGAUAUACAAUUAUUUGUGCGCGGAUGUAAAAACAGAAUGCAAAGUGUGAGACUCAAACAAACUUUGUAAUUGGUGAAUUAAUAAGCCGAAGCUCCACAAAUGAGGCGGAUCACUUUUUGAUGGAAGCCUCCGGAACGAGGAUAAUAACCCGCCCCAGGGAACCAGCCCCAACGGCCACAUGAUCGCUACAAUGUUCACGUAAUGAAAACGAAGCUCGAAAAGUUGUCGUGCCGUCGCUGAGCAGAAAAACUGCCCAGGAAAACGCCAAAAAUAAAAAUAGGCAAGGGAAAAUGAAGUCUGUCAUUUUAUAUCCAUAUGGACCGCUAACCGGCGGCACACGCUGCUGUCGCAUGUUGCAUGCCAAAAAUUUGGCCAUAACAAGUGCAAUUUACACAAUUAAUAUAUCACUAUUAAUCGUGCUGAUAUACUCGUGGCGCAUAAGUGUCAAUAUGCAUAAGUCGGCCGAUCUGCAGGAUGUCUACUACGGUGUACAAAUAGCAUAUUUUGCCAUAAUCGGCACACAAAUGUCCAUGAUACUGUUGAGCAUUGUGUUAAUAUUUGGAAUAUGUCGGGAGAACCCAGGACUAAUUGUACCCUGGAUAAUUGGCUAUAUAACAUUUAUGGCCCUGGAAGCCGUCGCCAUGGUCUACUCCAAUGUCCUGCGCGACCAUGUAAAUAAGCAAUUCGACGCAAUGUGCAAGGCCGAGGUGGCAUUCUUUAUUGCUCGUGCGCUGAUAAAUGUGCUGGCCAUGUGGGGAGUGCUUCGCUUCUACAACUUGGUUCGCUCAGGAAUCACAUGGCGCGGACCAGAGGCCAAAACAGCCAUUAUUGCGCCGAUGUACAAGAGUGUUAGUACCAACAAGCCGCACACCUACAGCUACAGCAAGCGGUCAAGACGCCGCCAGAGCAUCGAUUCGACUUCCGGCGGAUGCUGCGCCAUCUUCGACUUCGAUUUCGAGUACGACGAUGAUAACGACGACGACGACGAUGAGGCGGCCUACGGCGAUGGUCUGGAUACGGAGGAUGAGGUGGGCUACGACUACGAUGAUUACUACGAUUACUACGACGACGACGAACUGACGGAGCAGCAGCACUUGGGGCUGCAACAGGACGAUGGCGACUGUAGCAUGCUAGGCGCUGGCAGGGCAAACAGAUCGCGCUCCAAGCCGAGAUCCGCGGUGGUCAAGGUCAAGGGUCAGCGGAGCGGAAGUCGCCGCACCAACAACAAUAUCCGCAGCGUUCUGAUCAACAAGAGGCACAACAAGUACAAAAUCGCUCGACCCCAAACGCAACUGGAGGUCAUCAACGAGUCGGAGAAGAGCGCGGGGAGCGGCAGCGAUGAGAAUGACUCACUUUUGGUGGCCUUUGACAGCAGUUCGUCGCUGGCGUCAGUUUGA